CGUUCCCUGGAAAAAGCUGCUUUCACUUCGCUAACACGGACACAUAUCGACUUUUAUAGAAGCAUUUAUGACCUUACUUUUAAAACUUUCUCCUGACUGUUGAACGGCAACCUGCGAAUUAAGUCCGACCGGUCGGUCUUUGUUGAGGAAAGAGGAAACUUGGCGUCGUGUGAGAGGUUUUGUCGGGUCGCUUUUGCUCGAAACCUCCGAGCCUCUGUUAACGCUGGUGCUGGCUGGAAGGUAACGCACGGAAACGAGCAGAGCUUUGAUGUCGUUGUGACCCUGCGCCCUGUCGACUUUGGCAGAGAUGUGCUUUUCUCCAGACGCCUGCAGUUGGAUGGAUUAACAGGAGUGUCAUUCCCCCUGGUAGAAGAGAGUGUCUGUGUCCAUCGGCAUCUUUCCACCCAGGACCCACAGUGUUGUUGUUGCGCCCAUGAGGUAACGUCAGGACCCGACCACCCCCUCAUUACCACCCUCGGUCCAUCCAUUUCCCUCCCCUCUGCCCCUUCCUCCCUUGGACCCACCCAGCCAUGGGCCAGAAGAUCUCAGGCAGUAUCAAGUCAGUAGAUGUACGUGGGGAGCCCUCAUACCGGCCAGUGCGCCGUGAACUCCGGGGUCCGGAUUUCUGUCGGCCCCCUAGGCUGGACCUGCUGCUGGACAUGCCGCCAGCCACCUCGGAGACCCAGCUGCGCCACGCCUGGAACCCCGACGACCGGUCCCUCAAUGUGUUUGUGAAGGAGGACGACAAGCUGACGUUCCACCGACACCCAGUAGCACAGAGCACAGACUGUAUCCGCGGAAAAGUGGGCUACACCAGAGGCCUCCACGUUUGGAGGAUUCAUUGGCCGGCCAGACAGAGGGGCACCCACGCCGUAGUGGGCGUGGCCACCGCCGAAGCACCUUUACACUCAGUGGGCUACACGGCCCUGGUAGGAUCAGACUCGGAGUCCUGGGGCUGGGACCUGGGUCGCAACAGACUAUACCACGACGGAAAGAACCGGCCAGUUUCCACGUCUGCGCCCACGUACCCCUGUUUCCUGGAGCCAGACGAGUCGUUUGUGCUUCCAGACUCUCUGACAGUCAUACUGGAUAUGGACGAGGGCACACUGAGCUUCAUGGUAGACGGACAGUAUCUGGGAGUAGCUUUCAGAGGCUUAAAGGGCAAGAGAUUGUAUCCCAUCGUCAGCGCUGUGUGGGGGCACUGCGAAGUUUCUAUUCGCUACGUCAAUGGAUUAGAUCCGGAGCCCCUCCCCCUCAUGGACCUGUGCAGGCGAGUAGCUCGUCUGGCUCUGGGCAGGGAGCGCAUCCAUCACAUCGACACACUCCCACUGCCGCAGACUCUCAAGAACUACCUCCAGUACCAGUGACCACACACACAAACACACACAAAAAAAAUGCACGCGCACACACAUCUACAGAUGGGAAGAAAGCGAGGCCCAUUUCUUAUUACAGUGCAAAGCCUCCAAACUGAACUCAAUUCUGCUGUGGACGGGGACGACGACAUCGACUGCGAACAGGCGGUGAAGACAGCGCUGCAAAAAGGGGGGUGGUUCUGUUUACAUCAGUUUUACGGGGUGGGAUGUUUUUAAUCUCCUGUUUUUUUUUUCCAGCUCUUUUUGUUUGUUCUUUUGUUUCAUUUUUGUUGUUGUUUCCGACUGCUGUCUUUUUCUUGGACAGACGACUGUAGAGGAGCUGAUGAAUCACAUGAAGGCAGUACGAACAUUGCAAUCUCAGUUUCCUGUAAAUCACAAAGUUGAUCUAAAUCUCCUCAGUUUGAAAGGCCAUACAUGAGAGAGAGAGAGAGAGAGAGAGAGAGAGAGCCCACACAGCCUCACAAAUAGUGCUUUGAACCCGACCCCCCCCCCCCAUUUUUGCUAUUCUUGUCUGUAUUUACACACUGUAGCACUCUUGGAUUACAUACAUCCAGCGAGUUUGUAUGUGUGUCACGAGUGUGCGGGAACAAAGCCUUCACUGUCUAUAGUAAGAAAACCGCUCACUGACAAGCAGGCAGUUCCCACCUACGGGCUAAAUAACACAAUUUCAAUCUGUUUUGAACAUUUUGAAUCCUCCUCCUCCCUCCUGCCAGCUUCUCUCCCCCUCUCUUAUGUGUGUGUGUGUGUGUGUGUCUCUCUCUUUCGUUUGAUUUAAGCCUCCAUCAGGGUUGGUGAACUUGAAGGACUGCGCCCGCUGUUUAUCAGCUCCCCAGCUCCUUUAACACUGAUAGAGAUUGAUCUGAAGGUCUUGGACUGCUAAUGUGCCUGUUCUGAGACAUACGCACACACUCACACACACACUCACACACACACACACAAAAGAAGCACAUGACACUUCUGCAUUAUUAAAAGACAACCCCCCCCCCCUCCCCCCCCUCAAAAUUUUAAAUGCUGCUUUUCUAUCUUUUUCUUGCACCAUCCUACACUUAUGUGGGUUUUUAAUCCCUGAUUUACUUUAGAAAAUUAUCUUUUGAGGGUUUUUUUUUUAAUGUUUUUUUUUUCUAUGGAUUUUGAGAUUUGUCUGCGGGGCAGGAUGUCUCGCAGGUAUAGGUGGAAGAAUGUGCUGCCAUGAGAAUCUUUUAAAUGUGAAUAAGAAUAAACUCAGCUAAACUC
This is a messenger RNA of Scomber japonicus (chub mackerel), 2606 nucleotides long. Its product is annotated as SPRY domain-containing SOCS box protein 4-like. NCBI's taxonomy places the organism in Eukaryota, Metazoa, Chordata, Actinopteri, Scombriformes, Scombridae. Bases 531 to 1367 code for a protein of 278 amino acids. Gene Ontology annotation, cellular component: SCF ubiquitin ligase complex. Gene Ontology annotation, molecular function: protein binding. The record is from RefSeq and is a predicted model, not a curated record. The transcript is spliced from 4 exons. Gene Ontology annotation, biological process: intracellular signal transduction; proteasome-mediated ubiquitin-dependent protein catabolic process.